GGAGCCGCCUGGGCCUGCGGGAGCCUGCUGCACUUGAGAUGGAGUUACUGCCUCUUUGGCUCUGCCUUGGUUUUCGCUUCUUGACAGUGGAAUGGAGGUACUGCAGUGGAAUGGCCACAGCUGCUUCGCAAAGGGGCUGCAAGUCGGUGGAUGGCGUUGCUGACUGUCGAGGGCAGAACCUUGCUUCAGUGCCCAGCCAUCUCCCUCCCCACUUGCAGAUGCUCAUCCUGGAUGCCAAUCCUCUCAAGACCUUGGGGAAUCAUUCCCUCCAGCUUUACCCUCUCCUGGAGAGCCUCAGUCUGCACAGCUGCCACCUGGAGUGCAUUGGUCGCGACACCUUCCGGGGGCAGGCCCACCUGCACAGCCUGGCACUGCCUGACAAUUCCCUCUCAGAGAGCUACCGGGAGACGGCAGCGGCCUUUCACAGCCUGCAGGCUUUACGGUGGUUGGACUUGUCAGGAAACUCCUUGACGGAAGACAUGGCAGCCCUCAUGCUCCAGAACCUGUCUUCACUAGAGUCUGUGUCCCUGGCAAGGAACACCAUCAUGAGGCUUGAUGACUCUGUCUUUGAGGGCCUGGGGUACCUCAAGGAGCUGGAUUUGCAAAGGAACUACAUUUUUGAGAUUGAGGGUGGAGCCUUCGAUGGCUUGACUAAGCUGAAACACCUCAACCUGGCGUAUAACAACCUCCCUUGCAUUGUGGACUUCAGCCUCACACAGCUCCAGUCCCUCAAUGUCAGCUAUAAUGCCCUGGAAUGGUUUCUGGCAUCAGUGGAAGAGGCUGCUUUUGAGCUAGAGACGCUGGACCUCUCUCACAAUCAGCUGCUGUUUUUCCCACUCCUGCCCCAAUCCAGCAAGCUGCACACCCUGCUGCUGCGGGACAACAACAUGGGCUUCUACAGAGACCUGUACAACACCUCAUCACAGCAGGAGAUGGUGGCCCAGUUCCUCCUUGUGGAUGGCGAUGUGACCAACAUCACCACAGUUAACCUAUGGGAAGAGUUUGCUUCCAGUGACCUUGCAGAUCUCCGCUUCCUGGAUAUGAGCCAGAACCAGUUCCAAUACUUGCCAGAUGGCUUCCUAAAGAAAAUGCCUUCCCUCUCCCACCUGAACCUCAACCAGAAUUGCCUGAUGACACUCCACAUCCAGGAGCAUGAGCCCCCAGGAGCGCUAAUGGAGCUGGAUCUGAGCCAGAACCAGCUGUCAGAGCUGCACUUGACCCCGGGGUUCCCUGGCUGCCUGAGGAGCCUCCGGUUGUUCAACCUGAGCUCCAACCAGCUUCUGCGUGUCCCUACUGGCCUUUUCGCUGAUGCCAAUAACAUCACUACAGUUGACAUGAGCCACAACCAGAUCUCACUUUGUCCCCAGCCAGCUGGCUUAAACCAUGUGGGCGCCCCCAGCUGUGUGGAUUUCAGGAAUAUGGCAUCUUUGAGGAGCCUUUCUCUGGAGGGCUGUGGGCUGGGAGUGUUACAAGACUGCUCAUUCCAGGGGACUGCCCUCACCCACUUAGACCUGUCUGGAAAUUGGGGGGUUCUAAAUGGGAGCAUCGCCCCUCUCCAGAAUAUUGCUCCCACCUUACAGGUCCUGUCUCUCAGGAAUGUGGGCCUCAGUUCCAGCUUCACAGAGUUGGACUUCUCUGGGUUUAGGAAUUUGAGGGACUUGGAUCUGUCAGGAAAUUCCUUGACCCACUUCCCAAGGUUCAGGGGCAGCCUGGCCCUACAGACCCUGGAUCUCCGCAGGAACUCCCUCAGAGCCCUUCCCCAGAGGGCUGUUGCUGUGCAGCUCACGACAAGUCUGCGGGCCAUCUACCUCAGUCAGAAUCCGUACGACUGCUGUAGGGUGGAGGGCUGGGCGGCCCUGCAGCAUCUGUCCCCCAUCGCAGACUUGGCCAUGAUCACUUGCAACCUCUCCUCCAAGGUCAUUCGCCUGAUGGACCUGCCCAGAGGCGUGCCUCAGGACUGUAAGUGGGAAAGCGUGGACAUGGGCCUGCUGUACCUUGUGCUCAUUCUCCCCAGCUGCCUCACCCUGCUGGUGGCCUGCACUGUCAUCUUCCUCACUUUUAAGAAGCCUCUGCUUCAGGUGAUCAAGAGCCGCUGCCACUGGCCCUCCAUAUACUGACCUGGCUACAAUUUAAGGUUAGAAAUUUGGUCUGUGUGUGACAGAUACUUUCUCAGCCAGAUUUCAAGAUCUGAUACAGAAGACAAGUCUGAUGAAUUGAGCUUUAAAUUAAAGUAUAAAAUGUUUCCAUUCCUUAGUCACCCCAA
Molecule: messenger RNA, 2263 nt
Organism: Pteronotus mesoamericanus
Lineage: Eukaryota; Metazoa; Chordata; Mammalia; Chiroptera; Mormoopidae
Gene: NRROS
Product: negative regulator of reactive oxygen species
Exons: 3
Coding region: 39-2117 (692 amino acids)
Cellular component (GO): extracellular matrix
Molecular function (GO): protein binding
Source: RefSeq, a predicted model, not a curated record